AAAAGCAUUACUUUCUUUUUCCUUUUUUUCUUUUAUUUUUUUCAAACCUCCCAAAGAAAGCAAUGACAAGAAGCAGGGGGAGAAUUUGGUCCAGAUGCAACCAAAGGAGCCAAAAGAAGCAUAUUUUUUGCAAGAAGGGUAAUUAACCAUUGGAACAAACUACCCACAAUAACAGAUUUCUUUGUCUCUCGAGGUCUUCCAAAAGAAGGGUGGGUGCUUCUAUGGAAAAGGCACAUGAGCCAAAGAGAAAUUACAGGGGCCAUUACCACUGCAAGCGGAUGCAGUCCUCUGAGCUGUGCUAUGGAGGAGGUCAGCUCAGCCUCCUGGCCUCUGAACUUGUGAAUCAUACAGUCCUUUGGCUUUCAGGAGGGCCCCUGUCUCACUCAUGCACGCAGCACUGACGGAUUUAAUCAACUUCUUGCUGACAGCAGCAGAACAGCACUGCUCAUGCAUCCUGGCUGUAAUGCAGAUCCUGAUAGGAGAGCCACCAAGCUCCAGACCUUUCCCCUCUUCUGUUCCCUUGGUGACUUUUGCUCUUAAAACCUGACACUGACCCACUUCUAAGCUGCGCAUAACAGCUCUGUUCUGCCUCAUGGCCACAUCCAUUAUCUGCAAAACCAUCAGCCUCCUACAGUUCCAGAGCCUUGCCUAAUUUGCUGCCUCUCCUUGGUCCCAUUUGCUCUGUAACAGCUGCCAACAACUCACUAUGAGACCACACAAGCUUGCAUCCACACCGACAUCCUAAACUCGUCCAUCAUCUGCAUUUCCAGCAGGAUCCUCCUUUGAGAUUGCACCCUGCUAUUCAAAGAAUCAUGGAGUCAUUAAGCUUGGAGAAAGCCUCUGGGAUCACCAAGGCUGGCCAUCAACCUACCACCAUUAUUACCUACUAAACCACAUCCCUCAGUGACACACUCCCACUGUUCUAGAACACCUCCAGUGAUUCCACCACCUCCCUGGGCGGCUGUGCCAGUGCAUCAUGACUCUUGGAGAAUAAAUUUUUCCUAAUAUCCAACCUGAGAUGGAUGGAUCCAGUCUGGAGAAGGUAUGGCGGAAGCUGUCAGCUCAAGCAGGGACUGCCUUCAGGCAGGUGAAUCCUGCACCAACGACCCCAUCUGCAGCUCCAAAUUCAGGACCCUCCGGCAAUGCAUCGCAGGGAAUGGAGCCAACAAGCUGGGCCCCGAUGCCAAGAACCAAUGCAGGAGCACAGUGACUGCCCUGCUCUCCAGCCAGCUCUAUGGCUGCAAGUGCAAGCGAGGCAUGAAAAAGGAGAAGCACUGCUUGAGUGUCUACUGGAGCAUCCACCACACGUUGAUGGAAGGUAUGAACGUGCUGGAGAGUUCUCCUUAUGAGCCAUUCAUCAGGGGCUUUGAUUACGUCCGGCUGGCCUCCAUCACUGCAGGGUCUGAGAACGAGGUGACCCAGGUAAACCGCUGCCUGGAUGCUGCCAAAGCCUGCAACGUGGACGAGAUGUGCCAGCGGCUGCGGACGGAAUAUGUCUCCUUCUGCAUCCGGCGCCUGGCUCGGGCCGACACCUGCAACCGCUCCAAGUGCCACAAGGCCUUACGUAAGUUCUUCGACCGUGUGCCACCCGAGUACACCCACGAGCUGCUCUUCUGCCCCUGUGAAGACACAGCCUGUGCUGAGCGCCGGCGGCAGACCAUCGUUCCAGCCUGCUCCUAUGAGUCCAAGGAGAAACCCAACUGCCUGGCACCGCUGGACUCUUGCCGUGAGAAUUACGUCUGUAGGUCGCGUUAUGCAGAGUUCCAGUUUAAUUGCCAGCCAUCCCUGCAGACUGCAAGUGGCUGCCGGAGGGACAGCUAUGCUGCCUGCCUGCUGGCCUACACUGGGAUCAUAGGCAGCCCCAUCACCCCAAACUACAUUGACAACUCGACCUCCAGCAUAGCACCCUGGUGCACUUGCAACGCAAGUGGCAACCGGCAGGAAGAGUGUGAGAGCUUCCUGCACCUCUUCACUGACAACAUCUGUCUCCAAAAUGCCAUCCAGGCUUUCGGCAAUGGGACCUACCUGAACGCAGCCACAGCCCCAUCCAUCCCCCCCACCACACAGAUGUACAAGCAGGAGCGAAACGCCAACAGAGCUGCAGCAACCCUCAGUGAGAACAUCUUCGAGCACCUCCAGCCUACCAAGGUGGCUGGAGAGGAGAGGCUCCUGCGGGGCUCCACUCGUCUGUCAUCAGAGACCUCCAGCCCAGCAGCUCCCUGCCACCAGGCAGCCUCCCUGCUGCAGCUGUGGCUUCUCCCUACUCUUGCUGUGCUGAGCCUCUUUGUGAUGUGAAGCAGAGUGGGAUCACGCCGGGCAGUGACUCUCUUUGUGUUGGUUUCUUUAAAAAAAAACACAAAACAACCAGACAAGGAACUUCUUUCAGGAGGUGGGGUAGGAGGAAGGAAGGGAUGGGAAGGAGAGGUGAGUGUGUAGGCAUCCCUUUCUCCUCCUCAUCCAUCUUCCAAUUUGUUUGAUUUUAUACAAUCAGCGUUGCCAACAACCAGCUCAUCUUUGUCUUGGCCACCUUUCACCCCACAGUGUGGUUGCUGUCUCUCCAGCUCUCUGUGGAUUGGGGUUGUGAUCCACAGACAGUUCCCUUGGAAAAGCCAAAGGAGAGAGCUGAGUCAAAAAAUGAGAGCUGCAAUGGAAAUGCUUUCACCUUCCCCAGCCAAGAGGGGAAAGACUUUUGAUGGAUGAGCUGUCAGGACAUUUCCUUAAGCCCCAACUCACACUGUGGGAUAUUGGGCAGGAUAAGUCAAGUGUUGUGUCGUACAGAUCAUCUCCAGGGCUGCUCAGGACCCAAAGGACAGCCCAUUUGGUUCAGAAUGAAGAAACCAGAGACCCUGGUGAGAAGGUAGUUGGUUCUGUUCACCAGAGAGGAUCCUGAAGCACCUCUGGGGUGGAGCAAGCAGCCAUACAACAAAUUGGCUCACAGGAACCAUCCACCUGCUUGAAACUACAGCCGACAUGCAACCAGCAUGCAUCUCCAAGAUGUCACCUACUCCUUGGGCCCUCCUGUUUGGGAAAUGUGUCACGUAUUGAUCAUGUUCAGGAAGAAACACGUGUGUUGCAUUUUGUUAAUGGUUGGCUUUCUUCGUGUCUCAACCUUAGCAUCUCUACUUACCGGUCCUGUGAAGUGUUUGGGGGUAGGUAUUUUUUCAUGACAUCCAACCAGCCAGGGGCCAAAGUCAUUCCACUCCCAGCCAACCUCUCUAUGUGCAGGAUAAACCUGUGAGGCUACAGGUAGGACUUGAUACGAGUGUAACACAAUCCAUUCUCACCAGCUACCUGUGCUCCUGUUGGUCUCACAGAGAGACAGAGGGACAGUUGAGGGAUGUCAUCAUCUAUGUAAGGGAUAGGAUACAUGGAGUUUUCAUGUCCUUAGUAGGGAGUGGAUUGUUACAGCCCCCUUCCUUGAAUAGCUGGAGGAGGAAAUCCUUGUUAGCUUGUCUUCAGGCUAGCACAAUAAUGACAUUGCCUCCUGCCAAGUGCUGAUCAGUCAGCUAAGGGGUGGCUCAGUGACCCAACCAGAUGGAGAGUGAGGAGAAAUGUCUCCCUGGUUGCUCAGGGCACAAAAGGGAAAACGUGACCGUGUGAUACAUGAGCAACCAGCGAUCUUCCCUUGAGGAAGUGAGGUGGGAUGUCCCAGAACAUUGCAGGGAGAUGAAUUCCACUCUUGACCAAGACAAUAAGGAAGGUGGUAAGGAAAAGUAGCGAGGUUUCCUUGGGCAAAUGCUUUCCCAGGUUGACUGACCACAGGAGGGACAGGAGUGGCUCGUUGCUCCCUGUGAGUUUUACAGCAGCCCAUUCACCUUCGGUUUAUGCCUCUCUACGGAACAACAUCAGUUGCUCAGCAUUUGGAGGCAUAGAAAAGUUUAGAAGCAGCUGAAAUUUCAAAGUCUGGAGCUUUUUAUUCCCAUUCCCUGCAGAGCACUUUCCAUUGCUUUAAUGCUUCAGGUUUUGCUGAGAAACAGCAGCGAUUUUCUUGGGGUUUGUUCCAAUAUAAAACCACCCUUGUUUGCAAAUGAAUAUCUGUGGAAGUGUAAGACAGGGCAGAAACCCUCCUGGCUGUGUCCUGGCUGAAGUUCUGCACCUGGGAUUGUCCUAAUCCAAGAGACAGGAUCCUGGAACACGCUGAAAUCUAAGUCUUGCAUGCAGGGUGCCAGGGGAUGUGCUGAAACAAAAUGUGUGUGCCAAAACUUCACAGCCAAGAGGAUCUCCCAGUAUUGGAAAUGCAGGCAGAGAGCAGUGGCACAGGUCCCAUACCUCCCUUCAAAGUGCCAUAGCCAUGCCCUGAGCUGUUGUGAACAUUUCCCAUUUAUCCAGAGCAUCAGUGGGGCCAUCUGUGCAAGUAUGGGGUGUAAAUCCAAAAACCUGUGUCCUCUGAGCCACAGGUGAGAAGGAUUAAACCCUACUGGAGAAUGGCAAGGAACUUCCUCAACACCAUGAGGUUGUACUGUGAAUUGCCUUCAUCUGCUGCUUUCCUUUCAAGUCCUGUAGUCCAGCUUUGCUCUUCUGCCCACCUGGUUUCAGCAGAUGGGUCCCCACCAGCCUUUGGUCUUCCUGUAUCAUGGGCUGAGUCUCUGCACAGGAUGGAUGUGUAAGGGAUGGGAUGUAUAUAUCAUGCUUAGAACAUCUUAGGAUGUUGGUUGUCCCUGAGCUUUGCUGGCCAAACAGACCCUCAGAACCCAUUGUGGUGUCUUCUUGUGUCCUCAGUUCUGGGAGGAUGGCAGAAGUGUCCUGAGGCUGUGAAAGGCAAGGAAUCACUAUGGAUCAUAUCACAGAGUCUUUGCAGGAGGGGGUAAAAUAAAGGCGAAUGGUCUGCUGGGAUUCCUGCAGAAGUGUAAACUGCUGGAGGGUUCUUUGUUGUGGUCUUGAAUGAGGGGUCUGAAAAACACCUACAGAGCUGACCUUGCAGGUCUGAAAAUGCGCUCCCCAUCCUCAUCCCUUGUGCUGUGGUGCGAGUUUGGAAGCAGCAUCCACCCAGCAAUGAGAGCCUGCUGCUCACCCAGGAGUUCCCUGCAGUCUGGGGAUGCUUCACAGUGAAUAAAGUCACAGAGCAAUGAGCCUCCAUGCAGCAGGAAAGGGCCAGAGGUUGGGAUGGGUGCUAAUAUACUGUGGGGGAAUUAAAAAGAAAAAAAAAAAAAAAA
Phasianus colchicus (ring-necked pheasant) is the source of this 5153-nucleotide messenger RNA. The record is from RefSeq and is a predicted model, not a curated record. NCBI's taxonomy places the organism in Eukaryota, Metazoa, Chordata, Aves, Galliformes, Phasianidae.